GCCCUUGUCAAAUCCUCACUGUGAGUCAAGCUAACUUCCUCGGGUCGCUGUCAGGAGUUAACUGUAGAAACAACAGCAUGGACGAUGUCAGUCACUUGAAGUCACUAUAGGGCUAAUGAAUUUGAGACAUGUGUGGAAGACAGUGCCUUCAACACCACGGAACAUUUUAUCAAGACCUAAGCUUGUUACCUCCGCAACGCUGUCGACGCGGGUAACGUUAACAUUAACGUUAAUGUAGCAGUAAGCUAACAGCUAGCUAAUGUUACUUAACCUGCUUUUUGGCUAACUUAGAAACAGCUCCCGAAAACCUGCCAAAGACUUGAAACAACGCACCAAGUGAGGGAUAUAAAAGCAUCAGAUAUCUUCGAGCUGGUGUCAGAUUUGUAAGCUCUCAGUGCUUGGUGUUGCGCUGUCCCCCCACUACCCUGGUGGUUGAAUUCAUGAGCACGCUCACUGACGGCUGUUCGUAGUCGUUGGGGAUGGGGAAUGGAGUCCAGGAACAACGGACAUCACUCACACAGGGAGAUGUGCUUCCACUGGCUUCCUCCAGUCAGUCAGAAGUGAGCUAUGAGCAGGACCUGAAGUACACUCGGUCUGUCCUCAACACGCUCUUCUCGGGGGCUUUAGCAGGAGCUGUGGCCAAGACAGCUGUCGCCCCGUUGGACAGGACUAAAAUCAUUUUCCAAGUGUCUUCAGCAAGAUUCUCUGCCAAGGAGGCCUACAGGUUGAUCUACCGCACCUAUCUGAAGGACGGCUUCUUCAGUCUGUGGAGGGGGAACUCUGCCACCAUGGUGCGAGUCAUCCCAUAUGCUGCCAUCCAGUUCUGUGCACACGAGCAGUACAAGAGGCUGCUGGGAAGCUACUAUGGCUUUCAGGGGAAAGCUCUGCCUCCAGUUCAAAGGUUACUGGCUGGGUCUAUGGCUGGUACCACAGCCACCAUGCUGACCUAUCCUCUGGACAUGGUGCGAGCUAGGAUGGCUGUAACGCCAAAGGAAAUGUACAGCAACAUUCUGCACGUGUUUGUGCGGAUAUCCCGAGAAGAGGGCCUGAAGACGUUGUAUCGAGGCUUUACUCCCACCAUGCUGGGUGUUGUGCCCUACGCUGGUCUCAGCUUCUUCACCUAUGAGACGCUGAAGAAACUACAUGCAGAGCGCAGUGGACGCUCGCAGCCCUACUCAUAUGAGCGCCUGGCGUUUGGAGCCUGUGCAGGUCUCAUCGGCCAGUCGGCGUCUUACCCUCUGGACGUGGUACGACGCCGCAUGCAGACCGCAGGAGUCACGGGUCACACGUACGGCACCAUCCUGGGCACUAUGAAGGAUAUUGUGUCUGAGGAGGGUGUUAUCCGUGGGCUCUACAAAGGUCUCAGUAUGAACUGGGUCAAAGGACCCAUUGCGGUGGGGAUCAGCUUCACCACUUUUGACCUUACUCAGAUUCUCCUGAAGAAGCUGCAUCAGAUGGGCUACACGGCUCGAUAAUAGCGAUGCAGAGGGACAAAAAUAGGGAUAGUGGGGUGACAAGAUCCCUAUAAACAAAACAACAGAGAAGGUGAAAGAGUGAAGAGUGUGAAUUGCUGGAUAGAAACGCAAACGCACUCUGGCUCAGGAUGCGUGUGUAAUAUUAAUGUAUUCUCUCGCUUUAUCUGUGUGAAACGGGGAAGUACGGUCCCUGUAGAAGUGAGGUAUGUUGGAUGGGCCUGUUUACCUGUACACACUGUUGUCAUGUACAUCAAAGUGCAAUAUGCUUUUAUGUAUGUACACAUAAAUUAUAAUGCCUCAUGGACAAGGUCUGUGAGUGUAUUUGUCAGUCAGAGAGUUUAGAGGUUCACACGCACACAAACAUACUUUGAGGUCUCCCAGCUGCUUAAAACUGACGCCUUCCAAUGCAAUGCAGGUUGCCACUAAUUUACUAGCGAACUUUAAAAUACAUUUGCUUUAAUAAGAGUAAAAUAUGUCCCCUUGAGAUUUGUUUGUGUGAGCAAGUAUACCAAAGUUUAGGAUAUGAGCUAAUUGCAGAUUAUGGGGUGUUUAUAAAGUAUAGUAAAGCACAAUCUUGCCCAGCACAGAGGUUUAAAGUCCAGUAUUUUUUAGUGGAGGUCUUAAAGAUUGAAUUCACAGACUUUUAUUUGUAGUUUAUCUACUGUGCUGACAGCAGACAGAUGUGCUGUAUUGUAUGCCAGUGCCAACAGAUUUGAAGUUUAAAGAGUGCCCAUAUUAUUUUGUUUGUUUUUACUGUAAUCACAUAAUGGGCUUUUUAAAAAAUAUUAUAGAGUUUAGUUGUCUGUAAUAUUAAUGGUGAUAAUUAGACAGAAGUUAUGCAGAAGGAUUUCUAAAGUUGUUGAGCACAACAGCUCCAGUUUAACCUCCUGUUGACAUACAGCCCCAUGUAAAGCAAGCAAUUUGAUAGGUCAUUUUCCAAAUGUGAGAUCAUAAACACUGAUUUAAUGGUUUAGGAGGAACACAUGUUCAGUCUAAUGUAAUCCAGUACAACAGCCCUGCAAUGAAUACUACCUUAAUGAAGUUUACAAUGUGCUGUUGCUGACUCUAGUGUGUGAGAGGUGUGGCUUUAACUCCGGUAAUCUUUUAGUGGUAUUGUUUUGGAUUACAAUAUAUUGAGAGGUGUUUUCUAACUUCACUGAAAUGGACACACACACACAUAGUCAUAUAUUCAGUAUACACAUGUUGUCUUCCAUUAGCUGUUGGUAGGACAGCUGCAGUGUGAUUUGUUUAAAACUUGGCGAGACACUAGAAAUAACUUCACAACAAGGGUGGAUUUAAAUCCCAUUGUAGAGCUGUAGCAGUAUUUGCUAACGGACUAGCUUGAAUGGAAAUAUGCACACACUUCCUGAAGAUAUGAUUUGAGUUCUCUGUUACAGGCAUAGUUCAGCACAUUUUAGCGUUCUCAGUAUUGUAAAUUACCUCAGCACAUUAUGAAAUGGGAAUCUCACAUAUCAAUGUUUUAUGUCGAGUAGUGUCAAAAAUGGGAGUAAGUGCUCAGUUUUCAUUUGACCUUGUGCGAGACCGUUUCAACAGUAUUGCUGCAGGCCUACCGUUGUUGAAGAGUGUCAAUAGUUUCUAUAUUUGGAGCACACGUACUGAGGCAGGGUGUUUUAGCUGGGGGAGCUGGAUGCAGAGCCAAGUGGAACAGAGAGCAGAAAAGUGUCACUUUAUCAGAAUGAAGCAGGAAGCUUUCUCUGAAACAGGGGCAAGGAUCUCAACUGACACCCAAUAGUCAGUUUAAAAAAAAAAUCUAUGACGCUCCCAAAACAAAACCCUGUUUUAUUUGUAUUAAAUAAACUCUACUAGGACUUUUCAUUAUUGAUCAAUCUCUAUAAAUUUAUCAAACAAAAUGCCCGUAAUUAUUAGAAUAAUGCCUUAACAUUGCUUACGUGUUCUGACCAGCCGACAAACAACCCCAAAUAUUCAUUGUAUAAAGAUCUACGGUAAAAAAGCAACUUUUUGUAAUUGAUUAUUUGUUUUUGUCCAUUAACUAAUCAAUUUAUCAACUUCUUUUUCUAUUAUUUCUGUUCAAGGACCCUGGUAUAAUUUUCUAAAUUAUAAAUGUAUUGAUUCUGAUGCUUUAGUUUUUGCACCAGUACCACCAAUACGUUUUUCCUGAUAUCUUACGCCACUUAUUUUUUCAUUUAAUAGGCCUAACUUCUCAAAUGUUAAAUGUGUCUAAGCACAGGCAGCUUACAGAAACAUUUAAUAAACUAGAAUUAUGAUUUAAAUCGGGAACUGUCUGAUCAGAGAGUAAGUGAAGAAGAGAACGAAGCUGAGCAAGCAUUUGUUGUCGGCUAUGAUACUCACUCCUAGGUAUUGAGAAGUAUUGCUAUUAGACACCCGGCCCCAUCCAGUAGGCUAUUCCACUUACACUUGACCCCUGUUCAUUAAACUCUGCUUUCCCCUGGCCUGCCUCAGUCAAACCAUCAUCAUUUAUCUGCGUCGUUUCUGUCUGGUCAUUGAUUGUUUUCCUCAUUAUCCAGUGAGUCAGGAGAAUUGUAGCAGCGCUCUGGUAACCGAUACUUAUACAUAGUCUGAUCUUAAUUCUAAUCAGUAGAUGGUGGAGAACCACGAUGCACUCAGAUUAACAGCAGAUGCAAGUUCAGUAUUUUAAUGUCUGUUAUCUUUACCCCCUGCUUUAGUUAGCAGGAGGGAAAUAUGUGUAGCCGAGUUUAGAUCAAUGACUGAAACCUGCACAUGUUCUGAGCUGAAGCGAGUGCAGCGUAGCAGAAAGUGCACAGUAACUGAAAGCGAGUGAAAGUGGUUACUGACUUUUAAGUGCCUAGCAAAGAAUGGUAAUGUUUUUACUAUGACUUCAGCUACUUCUACUAGCCUUUUUGAAGUUUGCUUCCAUUCUCUAGCCUUGCUUCAGGCUUGAAGUUAAUAUUUAAGGGGCAGCAGAUUUUUUUUGAAGGCGGUUUGAAGUUUGGGGAUUGUUGGACCUCUGUGACUGAAUGUAUUACUUCAGGUCCAGUUUUUGUAUGUGAAUUUUGUAAAACUGCCUUGCAGGGAAUUGCCGUCUAGGGUGAGAGACACGAACCUUGGCUCCCUAACAGACUCAACCAAUCCUUUCCAACCAAUUUAGGACUAAUUUGUGGAAUUUAGGAAGAACUUCAAAGUACAUUUAAUGGUUAUUUGUACCCUUAUUUUAAUUGAAAGAAUGUAAAGAGUACUACAAUGUUAUUUUACCCCAACUGCUAUACCUAUAUAUCAAAGGAGAUGGGUAAAUACAAGAUGAAAUACACUAUAAUAGGGAGAGUUGACAAACCCCUGACAAUCAUGAAAUGCCAAAAAAUGUAACGUUUUUGUUAUAAAAUAAAAGUACAUUUUUUGUUUGAGAACCUGACAGUGGCUUAACGAGGACGAAUACUGAAACACUACGACAUAAAACUCUGGUAAAAGAUGUGAUUUUUAUUUUUUUUUUAAUUUGUACUUGUAAAAGCAAAUUGAAUUGUUUUAACCCUGUUUGUGGGUAAUCCUACAUAGACGUGCAGACAAUGCUACUGUGUUUGCAUGUUCCAGCAGAUCAUCUUGUGUCGUUUCGUUUCAGUGCAGCAGUGAUACAACAGCUGUUUUGUAAAUUCCAGUGAUUUGUGCCAACUGAAUGUACGUAUACAGACCUACUAAUACCGCAGCCUGUGUCCAGUCUCUAGUGAUGAUGGUGUUUCUGUGGGAAAGUUUUGAAAUAUCAAACUCUCAAAUAAAACUGGAUGUUGACAACAGA
Micropterus salmoides (largemouth bass) is the source of this 5223-nucleotide messenger RNA. Its product is annotated as mitochondrial coenzyme A transporter SLC25A42-like. The coding region runs from base 480 to 1475 and encodes 331 amino acids. Lineage: Eukaryota; Metazoa; Chordata; Actinopteri; Centrarchiformes; Centrarchidae. The transcript is spliced from 8 exons. Gene Ontology annotation, biological process: transmembrane transport. The record is from RefSeq and is a predicted model, not a curated record.